CAGGUUUUAGUCUCUGGUACGCGCGUUCGGGCGCAAAUUGUGACCGAUAGGAAAUUUUGUUGAAUAAUUUUAGACAAGAUUUUCUGCUUACCUAGUGGCAUCCUGUUGGUAUAUUAAAAAUUUAAAAUGCAUGUGGUGAAAAAGACGGGUGACUGGCUCAAAGGAAACCAUAUACUUGUUAAUGAUGACUGGCUGAAAGCUUGUGUUGAAUGGAUACAAGAGGAAAAUCAGGGACAAGGGUUGCCAGAUGAAGACAUAAAUUCACAAGUUUAUGAACAGUGGUUGUUAGCAGAUCUUCAUGAGUUAGAGACAUGCUGUCUUCCGGCAGAGAUAAGAGAAUCACAGAAAUACGAGCUAUGUGGAACUUAUGCCUUACAAAUUGACAGUAUUGUAGAUGUCGGUGUUUCAUUUUACUCCCAGCAACAGAAACUAAAAGGAACAGAGAAUGCAAAUGUACAUGUAAAUGCUGAGGAACCAACUCAAAAACCUUGGGAACCAAAGCCUUCCAGAAUGUUGAUGUUUAAACUAACAGAUGGUACCCACUGUUUGCAGGGUAUGGAGUACAGGCCAAUUUCAUGUCUCAGUCCACAGACUUCUCCUGGAGCAAAGAUUUUGGUACAUGGAAGUGUUCUCUGUCGUCAUGGUGUGUUAAUGUUGAGUGACAAUAACAUCAAAUUUCUAGGUGGAGAAGUAGAUACGCUGGUAGAGGCUAACACAGUAUUAAACACGCUACAGUCUGCUAUGGAGGCCAGUGAGGAGCAUGCUGGAAAGGACCAUAGACAGACAUUUGCUGGUACCCCAAUCAGACAUUGUAAUCAGCCACUAUCUGGCAAUCAAGUAAAUCAAGGGAACCAGUCCAGUUCAUGGGGAAAUUCUAGAAACAAUUACAACAAUGGCAACCAGUUUUCGCAGAGAGGAAAUGCUGAUGUCAAGCCUUCAAGUAAAAUGAAAACUGAACCUAUAACACAGAGCAGUUUUCCUAGGAAUAACCAAGUCAAUAAUCAGACUAUCUCUGGUUAUGAUGAGUUUAUGGAUGAUGAUAUGGAUGGUAUUAUGGAGGAAAUGACUGAUGAAGAUUUCGGACCAGCGGUUAACAUGCAAAAUAGAAAUUCUAAUCAGAAUUUCACAAAUUCUGGAACAACUAAUCAAAAUGCCUACAGUAAUUCACGGCAACAUGGGCGCAUUCAAAAUAAUAAUAUAAAAGUGUCUAACAGUCAGAGAAAUAAGGGCAUGGAGAAUAGAGGUAAGGUUGAGACAUCCAGUGUAUUGACCGAUCCAGCAUCUGCUAGAGUGUCUAACAGAAAUAGUGUGCUAACUAAUGAAGACCUCGUUGCCAUGGAAUUUGAAGAUGACAUGGAUUUCCCACCGAUGGAUGAUGAUUUUAUGACAUCACCUAACACUGGUGUUAGUCAGCAUACAAAUCAAAGUUUAAAUAAUGUAGGCAAUAGACUAAAUGCUAAUAAUAGAAACAAUCAAAUUUCAAGUCAUACAAAUGUUCAGAAUGUUACUGGUAAGAUAAACAACAGCUCAACACGUCAAAACAGUAAUAUGAAUAGUCACACAAACCCAAGUACGGUUUCAAACACAUCUCAUUCUGCAAGUUCUAAUAGUUCAAUAAAUUUAAUGGAUGGUUCCCGGCCUGUUGUUUUAAAUAAUGUUGACAUGACUGUAAAUAUAUCUAACAAGGGAGUUAACUGGUCAAUCACAAGUCGGACACAAGACUCGGCUAAAACAGCUGCUACGGCUCCAGUGAAUAGAAGUACAAAUACAAAAUUAUGUUUGCCGAAAACAGAGACAGAAAGAAAAACUGAUGCGAUAGGAAGUUCAGCAACAAUACACAGGCAGCAACAGAGUUCUAUAGAGAGUUUCCUCACUCCAAAUAAGAAAGUCCCGCAAGAACAGGUACAGACACUGAGGGAAAACAGUGGCCUAGACAUACAGACAGAAUACCCAUUUACUUACCUCGUCAAGGUGAUGUCAUUACCUGUCAAAAAAGAGCCUUCUUACCACACUGUGAAGGCAUAUAUAUCCACAUUGACAAGCAAACUGACUACAGUAGGAGGAAAGUGGACUCUGGCAUGUAAGGUAAAUGAUGGAACAAUGGCUGUUGAUGUUGACCUGUCUAACCAAGUUCUCACAGAAAUGAUAGGAUUCUCACCAAAGGAAGCACAGGAAAUGAAAAUGAGAAUAAAAACUGAUCCUGGUGUUAAAGAAGUUCUUCAAGAGGGUAUUCAGCAGUGUCAGCAGAAGCUCAUAGAGCUUAUGUGUCUCCUGGAGUUGGAGAUCUGUGCACAGAAUCCACGUCCUGUGAUCGUUGCUACCAAACAGUUGACCACACAUCACAUUGAUAUGCUGUAUAACCGAGUGAUGGCUGGCUGGAAUACAGGCUCUUAGAAUACUAAGAUCAAAUAUCAGUUAUUUCGUCAGUGAUGUCCGUUAUGACUUUGACAGUAUAUAAUAUAAUACAUGGUGAUGCUAUACAUUUAUAAAAGAUCUAUAGUUUAUAAGAUGCUGUAAUGCACCAUCAUUUAUAUACUAGUAUGUUUAAAUUCUUACUGCGUUUGGUUAAAGUCAUUUUCAUGUUAAAAUUUUUCGGGAUAAUUACAAAGAUACAUCUUG
Mercenaria mercenaria is the source of this 2619-nucleotide messenger RNA. Its product is annotated as recQ-mediated genome instability protein 1-like. Gene Ontology annotation, cellular component: nuclear body; RecQ family helicase-topoisomerase III complex. NCBI's taxonomy places the organism in Eukaryota, Metazoa, Mollusca, Bivalvia, Venerida, Veneridae. The record is from RefSeq and is a predicted model, not a curated record. The transcript has 12 exons. Gene Ontology annotation, molecular function: nucleotide binding. Gene Ontology annotation, biological process: resolution of meiotic recombination intermediates; double-strand break repair via homologous recombination. The coding region runs from base 127 to 2394 and encodes 755 amino acids.